This is a messenger RNA of Acanthopagrus latus (yellowfin seabream), 1360 nucleotides long. It is a transcript of the gene eif4eb, whose product is annotated as eukaryotic translation initiation factor 4eb. The transcript is spliced from 7 exons. Gene Ontology annotation, molecular function: RNA 7-methylguanosine cap binding; translation initiation factor activity. Gene Ontology annotation, cellular component: eukaryotic translation initiation factor 4F complex; cytoplasm. The coding region runs from base 182 to 820 and encodes 212 amino acids. The record is from RefSeq and is a predicted model, not a curated record. Gene Ontology annotation, biological process: translational initiation. NCBI's taxonomy places the organism in Eukaryota, Metazoa, Chordata, Actinopteri, Spariformes, Sparidae.
ACAUAUCAAAACAUUUUGGGGGACCUCCUGGUUUAGUUUCAGGGCGAGAUGACAUUAAACUAUGACAAACAACUGUAAAGUUUAGUCUGUAGAAAUACAUCGACCGGUUUUAAAAGCACAUGUGCUGUUUUGACUGGUUUUAAGCUUGUCUUCUGUGCCACGACCUAAGCGUAAAAUAGGAAUGCUUGAAACCAACCCAAGUCCAUCCCAGCCCGAUGAAGAUGGAGCUGAGGAGACUGGACAGGAGAUUGUGAGCCCAGAUGCCUACAUCAAACACCCCCUUCAGAAUAGAUGGUCUCUGUGGUUCUUCAAGAACGACAAGAGCAAAACAUGGCAGGCCAACCUGCGACUCAUCUCUAAAUUUGACACGGUCGAAGAUUUCUGGGCUCUCUACAACCAUAUCCAGUUGUCAAGCAACCUCAUGUCAGGCUGUGAUUACUCCCUUUUUAAGGAUGGCAUUGAACCCAUGUGGGAGGAUGAGAGGAACAAGCGUGGCGGGCGCUGGCUGAUCACACUGAACAAGCAGCAGAGGAGAUCAGACCUGGACCGCUUUUGGCUGGAAACUCUCCUGUGCUUAGUCGGAGAGGCUUUUGACGACUACAGCGACGAUGUCUGCGGAGCUGUGGUCAACAUCCGCACAAAAGGAGAUAAAAUAGCUGUCUGGACAUCAGACUACGAGAACCGGGAAGCUGUGACACACAUAGGGAGAGUUUACAAGGAGCGCUUGGGGCUUCCCAUGAAGAUGACUAUUGGCUACCAAUCUCAUGCAGACACAGCCACCAAAAGCGGUUCAACCACCAAGAACAAAUUUGUCGUUUGAGAAAUGCCCUAUGUGCCUCUUUUCAUUUCCUUGUCUUAUUUGUUGUUGGUGCAUAUGUUUACCUUGCUGCAAAGACUGCGGAAUGCAAUCUGGAGGACAAAAAAAGAAACAGUCCAAGACUACCUGCUAAAUCUUUCCUUAACUUUCCCAGGAUUUAUAAAUCACAGGAAAAAAAUCCCUUGGAAAACAGCAGAACAUGAAUCUUCCUUAACACUAACAAUGAAAGGUAUUAAUAGAGGAGAAGAUUUAGAGUGUAUACUCUACUAAAGAAACUUGUGUUGUUGUUUUUUGUUUUUUUUUUUAAAUUCAGGGAACCCUGAAAUGCAAAAACAAUGUAUAUUUCUCUCCCAUUUACUACAGCAUUGUUGGUUUGCUGUAAUCCUUAUGACAUUAAACUCUUAAUUUAUUGUUAAUUUGCCCAUAUUCUAUUAGUCCUUGGUUUUAUGCUUCACUGUUGCAUAUAAUGGUCAACCUUUAUAAAAUAUUUCAUGACUCAUAUUCAUUUGAGUGUUAAUAUAAUUAAAUAUGGUUUUGCAAUUA